This is a messenger RNA of Penicillium alfredii, 852 nucleotides long. RefSeq lists its product as uncharacterized. The transcript has a single exon. NCBI's taxonomy places the organism in Eukaryota, Fungi, Ascomycota, Eurotiomycetes, Eurotiales, Aspergillaceae. The coding region runs from base 1 to 852 and encodes 283 amino acids. The record is from RefSeq and is a predicted model, not a curated record.
AUGAUCCAGGACACAGCACAUAAUUUCGAGGUCCAACUAUGCCGAGUGGAUGAGAAAAUGGCGCGCCUCACUACCGACAGUGCAAACGUCUUGAACUCAAAUAUCGAUCUGAAGGAUGAAAGAGAUGUCACCAAACAAUGUCUUCGUAUUUGCGAAGACGCAAAGUCGUAUAUCGACUCUCUGACGAAUCAAGAGCCGUCUCUUUUACACGAAGGGCCGCAAAGUGCUACCGAUGUCGGUCAGAGCUCCUUCGAGGCACAAGCGCUCACGCGUGAAGCGCAAGAUGAGAACCGCGAUAGCUUCGCAGCGACGAUCCACCAACUCCGCAAUCGCCUGGAAUCCCUGAUUAUAAAAAAUGACCCUAGUGACGAAAGCGAGAGAUUCCGUUUAUUAGACGACAUCAAUACUUCUAAGAAGUGCUUAGAGGUUUGCAAGAUGGCAAGCGAAGUUUCCACCCAAAAGAUAUAUAGGGUUGGGGAGCUGAUUGCAGAUGGCGACAGCGAUCAAGUUGUGGUGACUACCCUAGCGGAUCUAUUCGAUGUCAAGAAGGCGCUAUCCAAGGAUAAUUCAGCGCAAUUGGUUGGGUCAAUGACGGAAGAAGCACUUCACCAUUUGACUGAAAAGCGUUAUGGUAGCCGGUUUGGGGCGUUGGCCCGAGAAUCCGACGCUGAUGGCGCUGCUGGUACCGGAUUACAUCCAGCCAGUGAGACCAGAAAGGAUAAACUCUCCUUCACCUCUCCAAAAAGCUAUGAUAGGCAGUCGUCCGGACAGAGAAUCAGGCAGACGCCAUUGCCUAAUGAAGUAAGGAAGCGAUCAAUGAUGGACGAAGGAGAGCAAGACAUAGGCCAAUGA